This is a messenger RNA of Carica papaya (papaya), 9361 nucleotides long. Lineage: Eukaryota; Viridiplantae; Streptophyta; Magnoliopsida; Brassicales; Caricaceae. The record is from RefSeq and is a predicted model, not a curated record.
AUGGUUGCUGGGGUUCUAAAUGAGUAUAUUUCCUUUGUUUGUAUGGUGGAAAGGAGAAAGUUGUUUCAUGUUUUCCUCAAAGAAUUUCUAAUUUUCUUCAAGAACUGGGAACCUGCUAAUGGUGGACAGCUGCCAGAAGGUGCUUCAACAGCUACCCAGCCUGCGGAGUAUUUGUUAUCUUUUGAUGAUACAGUUAUUGGUUGCUCCGCUGGCCAUCCAGCAGAAGUCAUUCUUACAUUGAUUGAAGAAGUUGCACAAUUAACUACUUGGAUCAUUGAGUUAAACACGAACUUGUUGCUUACAAUGGACUUACCAGGGGCUUCAACAAGCUUGAAUAUAACUUCUGAAGGGUUACCUGUCUUGGAUGCUUUAACCAUCGUCCUUCGUUCCAUGCAUAAUUGUCGAGUUUUUGGCUAUUAUGGUGGGAUUGUGAAGCUGACUGCAUUGAUGAAAGGGGCUGUUGUCCAACUCAAAACAAUAUCUGGUGCACUCUCUGCUGAUGAAAAUUUAUCCAAAAUUGCAUUAGAGAAAACUAGCCUCUUGCAACAAAUACUUGUACAUGUGGUGUCAAUAAUGUGUAGCUUUAUUGAUCUGAACUCAAAUGUAAAUGAGAAAUCUCAGCUGUACAGUAACAUUUUAGAGUUCUCUGUUCCAAGCGCCAGUUCCUUACCGACUGAUUCUUCUGGUAGUUUGAAAGAUCCUAUUUGUGAACCAAGAAUACAGUGGCAUCGUAAAGCAGUUGUCUCAGUAAUGGAAGCUGGUGGCCUUAAUUGGUUAGUAGAAUUGUUGCGUGUCAUCAGGAGGUUGAGCAUGAAGGAGAAGUGGACAGAUUUAUCACUGCAAUCCUUGACCUUGAGAACACUGUAUUUUGCAUUAUCUGAUAAUCCACGGGGUCAAAAUCAUUUUAAGAGCAUUGGAGGGCUUGAAGUUCUAUUGGAUGGACUUGGGCUUCCGUCAAUCAAUGUGCUAGUACUGGAAAAUGUCUCUCAUGUUGAUGAGAAAAGAUAUGAAAAUCCUUUGCUGAAAAUAUUUCAUCUCCAUGUCCUUUCAUUGGACGUUCUUAGAGAGGCUGUCUUCGGAAAUUUGAACAACCUGCAAUUCCUAUGCGAGAAUGGAAGAGUUCACAAGUUUGCAAAUAGCUUUUGUUCGCUUGCUUUCAUGCUUCAAGAGUACAAACUGCAGACAAAAGAUGUGCCUCUCCUGGAUGAUUUUCUAUUUUCUUCUCUGAAGUUAGAUAAUGAGGGCCAUGUUGGAUGUCCUUCAGCAGGGCCUUAUGCAUCUCUUACAGAUAGUCCUUCUUUUCCUCAACUUUGGAGUGAUUAUAUUGGCAAGCUGAGCAAAGUGCUUUGCUCUUUCCUUCUUACCCCAGAGAAUGUUAGAUCUCAUCAUGUUCAAUUAACCACUGGUCGAAAUGCUUUUCCAGUAUCUUUACUGUAUAAUGAACUUUCCAUUAAGUGGGUUCUGAGGGUUCUUUUUAUGGUGUUCCCCUGCAUUAAGGCUUGUGCAAGUCAGAAUGAGUUGCCUGGCUAUCUGAGGGUUUUUGUCAGUGCCUUGCAACAAUUUGUUCUGAAUGCCUUCAAGAAGGUUCUUCUUUUAUCACCUGUAUCUCUUGAAGUAUUUCGAGAAGAGAGAAUAUGGGACCUUGUCUUCUCUGAGAACUUCUUUUAUUUCGAGCAGACAGCAGAGGAGUUUUCUGAAGAUUGUUUGCUGUAUAAUGAAGGAACCUUUUCUUCUUUUAUGAACUCUAACACUCGAGUCAAAACCAGUGUGGUUGAAAUUCUUCAGAUGGAAGUUAUCUCAUUUGUGGAACUUGCAGCAACCUCUAAUGGCAGUGUUCAUAAUGUGCCGGAGUUAUCUGCCUUAUUAGAUUCUCUUGAACAGUCUGCUUGUAAUCCUAAGAUUGCAAGCAUUGUUUCAAAAAGUCUGCUACGGAUAUUACAACUUUCACCUGAGAAAACUAUUGCUUCAUUUAAGACACUCAAUGCUGUUGCUCGUGUGCUUAAAAUUGCUUGCAUUCAAGCCCAAGAAUCUAAAAGAGUGGGAAAUGUAGGCCUAUGUUUUGACAGUAAUAAUGCAGAAGAGGUGCUAGGUUGUCAAGCAGCCGAUUCAUGUCCAACUGCCCAGAGUUGGCUUAGAUGCAUGGAAACAUGCAUGGAGCUCUUCAUGGAGGUUUUCUCAAUAACAGAAGAUGCAAGACAUAUGAUUUUGCAUAACUCCACUUGCAUUGAUUAUAUGUUUGAUUUAUUUUGGGAAGAAGUGUUAAGAAAUCACGUGCUUAAAUGCAUCCUAGACCUGUUGAAGAUUGCACCAUUAUCAGAGGAAGAUCAAAAAGCUAAAUUGCAAGUGUGUUCAAAAUUUUUGGAAACAUUUACUCAAAUAAAGGAACGGGAAAAAAGGUUUUCUGAACUGUCUAUUGAUCUAUUGGCUGGAAUGAGGGAUUUGCUCCAGACAGAUCCAGUGUAUUAUCAAGCUUUAUUCUGUGAUGGAGAGUGCUUUCUACAUGUCGUCUCUUUACUAAAUGGUAACCUUGAUAUGGGAAAUGGAGAGAAGUUGGUUUUGAAUGUCCUCCAAACACUUACGUGUCUGCUUGCAAAUAAUGACAUCUCAAAGGUUGCAUUCAGAGCUCUUGCUGGCAAGGGUUACCCGACACUGCAAAGUUUGUUACUGGACUUUUACAACUCACAACCAGGUGAAGCGCUUCUGAAUGCACUACUGGACAUGCUUGUUGAUGGCAAGUUUGAUAUAAAAGGAUGCCCUGUUAUAAAGAACGAAGAUGUGAUCAUUCUUUAUCUGAAUGUUCUGCAGAAGAGCAGUGACUCUUUGCGAUACCAUGGACUCAACUUAUUUCAGCAGCUGCUUAGGGAUUCUCUAUGUAACCGAGCUUCAUGUGUCAGAGGAAUGCUCAACUUUCUUCUUGAUUGGUUUUCUCAAGAGAUGAUGAUACCAUUUUUUGAGAUUGCUCAACUGAUUCAAGUCAUAGGUGGGCAUAGCAUAUCUGGGAAGGAUAUUCGCAAAAUUUUCGCACUCCUCCGAAGUGAGAAAGUGAGGAAUCAGCAGCAGUAUUGCUCACUGCUUUUAAACAGUGUUUUGUCAAUGCUGAAUGAGAGGGGACCAACUGCAUUUUUUGAUCUCAAUGGGAAUGAUUCUGGCAUCUUAAUUAAAACGCCCAUCCAGUGGCCUCUAAAUAAGGGUUUUUCUUUUUCAUGCUGGCUUAGGGUAGAAAGCUUUCCCAAAAAUGGGACAGUUGGCCUUUUCAAUUUUCUCACUGAAAGUGGAAGAGGGUGCUUGGCAGUGCUUGCAAACAGCAAGCUAUUUUAUGCGUCAAUCAAUUUGAAGCGACAGUGUGUUCAAAUGUCUGUUAAUCUAGCAAGAAAGAAAUGGCAUUUUCUUUGCAUAACUCACAGUAUUGGGAGACCAUUUUCUGGUGGUAGUCUACUGAGGUGUUAUAUUGAUGGCGAUCUUGUAUCAUCUGAAAAAUGCAGCUAUCCAAAAGUAAAUGAACUGUUAACCAAUUGCACAGUUGGCACAACUGUUUUUCCUCAUAACGUAGAAGAUAAUGCUCCAGAUUUCAUCCAAGAUUCAUUUCCAUUUUUCGGGCAGAUUGGUCCUAUUUAUCUAUUUAAUGAUGCUAUCUCUUCUGAGCAAGUCCAGGCUAUCUAUUCUCUUGGACUGAGCUAUAUGUAUUCCUUCCUUGACAAUGAAACUGCACCUUUUUAUGACACCCCAUUGCCUAGUGGGAUUCUUGAUGCUAAAGAUGGUCUUGCAUCUAAAAUUAUAUUUGGACUCAAUGCUCAGGCUAGUGAUGGCAGGAAAUUGUUUAAUGUCUCGCGGGCAGUAGAUCACGUUUCAGAUAAGACUUUAUUUGAGGCGAGUGUGAUGGUUGGUACACAAUUAUGUUCUCGGCGCUUGCUGCAACAGAUAAUUUACUGUGUUGGAGGUGUAUCAGUGUUUUUCCCUCUGAUAGCCCAAUCUGAUAGAUAUGAAAAUGAAGAAAAUGGACUAUUUGAGCGUACAUUGAUUAUGCCUAUAGCAAAAGAGCGUCUGACAGCUGAAGUUAUUGAGCUUAUAGCUUCCGUCUUAGAUGAGAAUUUAGCAAGUCAACAACAGAUGCAUCUUCUCUCAGGAUUUCCAAUACUGGGAUUCUUAUUGCAAUCAGUACAACCUCAGCAACUCAAUUUGGAAACACUUUCAGCAUUGAAGCAUCUGUUCAAUAUUGUUGCCCACUCUGAGCUGCUUGUGAAAGAUGCUAUAUCUAGCAUUUUCCUUAACCCUUUCAUCUGGCUUUACACGGUUUAUAAGGUGCAACGUGAGCUCUACAUGUUUCUUGUUCAACAAUUUGAUAACGAUCCAAGACUUCUUAAGAGCCUGUGUCGUCUGCCAAGAGUUAUCGAUAUAAUACGACAAUUUUAUUGGGACAAUGGAGCAUCUCGAUAUGCUGUUGGAAGCAAACCUCUUCUGCACCCUAUUACGAAACAAAGUAUUGGAGAGAGGCCUAGUAGAGAAGAAAUUCGCAAAAUCCGUCUUCUUUUAUUAAGUCUUGGUGAAAUGAGCCUCAGGCAGAACAUUGCAGUGGCGGAUGUAAAAGCUCUUAUAGCUUUUUUUGAGACAAGCCAUGAUAUGACAUGCAUUGAAGAUGUUGUACAUAUGGUUAUGCGUGCUGUUUCCCAGAAACCAAUACUUGCUUCUUUUCUUGAACAAGUCAACUCCCUUGGUGGCUGUCACAUUUUUCUCAAUCUUCUUCAGAGGGACCAUGAGCCUGUCAGAUUGCUUAGCUUGCAGUUUCUUGGAAGACUUCUUGUUGGGUUGCCAUCUGAGAAGAAGGGGCCAAGAUUUUUCAACCUUGCUGUUGGAAGAUCCAAAUCUCUUUCAGAAUAUCAUAAGAAAAUUAGUUCGAGGAUGCAACCAAUUUUCUUAGCAAUGUCUGACAGGAUGUUUAAGUUUCCUCAGACUGACAGUUUAUGUGCCACCUUGUUUGAUGUUCUUCUUGGUGGUGCUAGUCCCAAACAGGUGUUACAGAAACAGAACCAACUUGAUAAACAGAGAAGCAAAGGAAGCAACUCACAUUUUUUCCUUCCUCAAAUUUUAGUUCUCAUUUUCACAUUCUUGUCUGGCUGUGAGGACGAAUAUCCAAGAAUAAAAAUACUUAGUGACCUACUUGAUCUGCUGGAUUCAAAUCCUUUAAAUAUUGAAGCUUUGAUGGAGUAUGGCUGGAACGCCUGGUUGUCAGCUACCGUGAAGCUUAAUGUAAUAAAAGACUACAAAUGCAAGUCAUGGGAUAGACAAAGUAGCAGCAAGAUAAAUGAGCAAAACUUCGUGAGAAGUAUAUUUUGUGUUGUUCUUUGUCACUAUAUGCUUUCUGUAAAAGGUGGUUGGCAACAAGUAGAGGAGACUGUGAAUUUCCUGCUUUUCCAUUGUGAGCAAGGUGGCAUUUCAUACCAGCAUUUGCUUCGUGAUAUAUAUGAAGACUUGAUCCAGAGGCUGGUAGACUUUUCUUCUGAGGAUAACAUCUUUAUUUCACAACCAUGUCGGGACAAUACGUUAUAUCUUCUGCGGUUGGUUGAUGAGAUGCUUAUCACUGAAAUGGACGAUAAGCUCCCGGUAUUUGACUUAUUCAUGUUGGUAAGUCUCUUCUUUGUUUGUGGUACGAUGAUGGUUUCUGAAGAGGCAAGAUAUAUAAGCACACUGAAAUUAGACCGCAUUAGGCAAUGGCUUGAGCUUCGUGCUAGGAUGGAGGAAAAUUCUAUUGCAGAAUCUAAUAGCAAGAAAGCUUUUGAAAAUGACUUGCAAAAUAGCUUGAAUACCGUUUUGACUUCAGAUGAAAUCAGAAGAGCUGCAUUCCAGUUUAGUCAUGAGGAGCAGCAGCAGAAUGUUACUGAAAAAUGGAUGCACAUUUUUCGCUCUUUGAUUGAUGAGAGGGGUCCUUGGUCUGCAAAUCCGUUUCCAAACAAGGUAAUAGUACACUGGAAACUUGAUAAGACAGAAGACACAUGGAGGCGGAGACCAAAGUUGCGACAGAAUUAUCAUUUUGAUGAAAAAUUGUGUCAUCCUCCAUCUGCUACCCCUGGUAAUGAGGCUUCUAAUCAAGCCAAUGAAAGUAAAUCCAAUUUUGUGGCACAUAUUCCUGAGCAAAUGAAGCAAUUUCUGCUCAAAGGUAUACGUAAGAUAACUGAUGAGGGAGUCUCAGAAUCAUAUGAAAAUGAGAGUGAAAAUGGGCAGAGGACCUCCAUAUCUGAGGACCUUCUUGAAAGCCAAUACCCUGAGCUAGUUAAAGGAAGCAAUGAUCAAAAUGAUGUUGUGCAAGACAGGGAUGGACCUUCUUCCCCUCCAUCAGAGGCAGAAGCUAGUGACGUUCUUAUGUCAGUUUCAUGUGUUCUUGUAACAACAAAGAGAAAAGUGGCUGGAAAUUUGGCAGUGAUGAAAAGUUUUUUGCAUUUUUCUGGUGAGUUUUUGGUUGAAGGAACUGGAGGAUCGUUCGUUUUUAAGAACUUACAUUCUUCAAGCAAUUAUGAUACAACCAAGCCUGAUCAGAAGCAGAAACUUUUCAAGUGGCCUAUAAAUUUUGAUUUGAGUUCUGGGAGGAUAUCUGUUGAUAAUAUAGAGGCUGAAAACUUGCACCAGAAACAAUUAAAAAAUGUGAAGCGUCAUCGGAGAUGGAAUAUUGGCAAGAUAAAAGCAGUUCAUUGGACUCGAUAUUUGCUUAGAUAUACUGCAAUAGAGAUUUUCUUCAGUGAUUCGGUAGCUCCAGUGUUUUUAAAUUUUGCAUCACAGAAGGAUGCGAAAGAGGUUGGGACCUUGAUUGUUGCCACCAGAAAUGAAUUAUUAUAUCCAAAAGGAAGCAGCAAGGACAAGAGCGGAGUUAUUUCCUUUGUUGACAGACGUGUGGCUUUGGAGAUGGCUGAAACAGCCAGAGAAAGCUGGAGGAGAAGAGAUAUUACAAACUUUGAAUAUCUAAUGAUUCUUAACACUCUUGCAGGAAGAUCUUAUAAUGAUUUGACCCAGUAUCCUGUCUUCCCUUGGGUUUUGGCUGAUUAUUCCUCAGAGUUUCUUGAUUUUAACAAGUCAUCAACUUUUCGGGAUCUUUCCAAACCUGUUGGAGCAUUGGAUUCAAAACGUUUUGAGGUAUUUGAAGACAGAUACCGUAAUUUUUCUGAUCCUGAUAUACCAAGUUUCUACUAUGGUUCUCAUUACUCAAGCAUGGGUAUUGUGCUCUACUAUCUCCUCAGAUUAGAGCCAUUCACCUCUCUACACCGAAAUUUGCAGGGUGGUAAAUUUGAUCAUGCAGAUCGUCUUUUUCAAAGCAUUGAGGGCACAUUUCAAAAUUGUCUGUCCAAUACAAGUGACGUAAAGGAGUUGAUUCCGGAGUUCUAUUACUUGCCAGAGUUCCUUGUAAAUUCAAACUCUUAUCAUCUUGGAGUAAAACAAGAUGGUGAACCUAUCGGAGAUGUUUGUCUCCCUCUGUGGGCCAAGGGUUCAGCUGAACUAUUCAUAAGUCGAAACAGAGAGGCCCUUGAAAGUGAAUUUGUUAGCUCAAACCUGCAUCACUGGAUUGAUUUGGUUUUUGGUUACAAGCAGCGCGGAAAACCGGCAGUGGAGGCAGCAAAUAUCUUUUAUUAUUUGACUUAUGAAGGUGCUGUGGACCUGGACACCAUGGAAGAUGAAUUGCAGAGAUCAGCGAUUGAAGACCAAAUUGCAAACUUUGGUCAGACUCCAAUCCAGAUAUUUCGCAAGAAACACCCAAGAAGAGGCCCGCCCAUCCCAAUUGCACACCCAUUGUACUUUGCACCUGGCUCUAUUAAUUUGAGUUCUAUCAUUCCUAGCGUCAAUUAUCCACCAUCAGCUGUCUUAUAUGUUGGUGUAGUGGAUUCAAACAUUGUCCUUGUGAACCAGGGCCUUACCUUGUCUGUUAAGAUGUGGUUGACAACUCAACUUCAAUCUGGUGGAAAUUUUACUUUCUCUGGUUCUCAGUUUCAGGUCAUAUCUUUAAAUGAUGACGAGUGUGCAGAGCAUCGACAGCACAAAGAUGUAGUCAGCUGUGUAGCAGUGACAGCUGAUGGAACCAUCCUUGCUACUGGAAGUUAUGACACUACAGUGAUGGUAUGGGAAGUUCCUCGCAUUAGAGAGAAGAGAGUUAGAAACUCCCAAACAGAACUUCCUCGUAAAGAAAACAUUGUCGUUGAAACUCCCUUCCAUAUCCUCUGUGGGCAUGAUGAUAUAAUUACCUGUUUAUAUGUUAGUGUGGAGCUUGAUAUAGUUAUCAGUGGGUCAAAAGAUGGAACUUGCACAUUCCAUACUCUGAGGGAAGGGAGAUAUAUAAGAUCUUUGCAGCACCCUUCAGGUAGUGCGUUGUCAAAACUUGUUGCCUCCCGGCAUGGACGGAUAGUUAUUUAUGCUGAUGAUGAUCUCAGCCUGCACCUCUAUUCUAUUAAUGGAAAACAUCUUGCUACUUCGGAAUCAAAUGGCCGUCUUAAUUGUCUUGAACUAAGUUGUUGCGGUGAGUUUUUGGUUUGUGCUGGUGACCAUGGACAAGUUGUUGUUCGCUCAAUGAACACUCUUGAGGUUGUGAGGAGAUACAAUGGAGUGGGAAAAAUAAUAACAUCCUUAACAGUGACCCCAGAGGAAUGCUUUUUAGCUGGGACCAAAGAUGGAGGCCUUCUUGUAUAUUCUAUAGAAAAUCCUCAGCUUCGGAGACCUACCCUUCCUCGAAACGUGAAAUCCAAAACUGCUGUAACAGGUUAGAUCAGUAGCUGAAGGUCGCAUGCACACGGAAUUUGUAAAAGCAGUGGUAAUUGAUAUCACAAUCCAGGAGUUGACUGCUGAUGGCAGGUCGUUUAUUAGUGAUUGGAUUUUCAGUUUUGGAACCAGGGACUUCUUUUUGGUGUUGGAAAAUACUCUUAUUCACAUAUUUUUUGAGAUAAUCACUCAAUCAUCAAGCAUCACUUCUUGGACAGAUUAGAAAAGGAUGUAAACUACCUCCGCAUAUUUCGGUCUAACACAGAUCUUAAAUAAAUGCUCGGAGAUGCAAGUUUUAUGUAACAAUAUUAUGAGAAAUGAGGGAAACUUCUAACAAUUGUUCAUGUCCAUCGUGAGAAGGUGAGAAUGAAGAAUUAGGUCUCAGAAUAUGAAUGUAAAUUAUAUCCUUAUGGAUUUAUAUUAGGAAUGUUGUGUAUUUAAUUAUAAUAGCAUCAUGUCAGUUUGCAACUUCUUUUGUUCUAGGCGGGGAUGUUUUAUGCAUUUUAAAGCUUUUCAGGCAUCCCCUCAAACUCUGUAUAGAAAAGGAUUUAUUGUCUUUCCAUGAGUAAAUGGGAAUUCACUCCCUUUGCAAACAUGAUCUAAAUUUUGGAAGAUGUUUUCUGAUUGGUAA